UUCAGAUUCCUUCUUUUUUCACGGAGGCGUUUUUUCCCCUGUUGCCACGCAGUACUACCGCAGCUAUACCGUCCCAUUCUCAAUCACUCGGAUUUUUAUGAUUUUUCCGGGGUUUUAUCAGGCUCAAUGGGCGAUCGUGACGAAUAAUGAGGACGCGAUUGUGAGGGGCGAUGGGAGAAGGGAAACGCAGAUGGUCUCGAGUCCCAGAUUAUAACGAUGGAAUUCACGUACACUUGAGUGAAUACCAUUUUUGUAACCCAGAGAAUAACAUUCCCCCGUCGAUUGGUCCCUCUGACAGUGGGACUGCUACUGAGGCAGUUACCGAUUCGGCUGAUGGGCAGACACUCCAGGAUUGCGUGUGGCACCCUCUCUCCCUUGGAGUGAGGUACUACGAUGCCGGUGGAGUCACUCAAACCCCCAGAACUGAGCUUCUACUUGAGUCAAUCCUCUUUGCUAUCCUCUUUGGGGCUUCCACUUUGUCCACUUGGUCUUCGCUUGCCGGCACUGCCUCAUCCCGUGCCUCUUUUUUAACGAAUAAUUAUUAAACCACCAAAUAAA
Fopius arisanus is the source of this 558-nucleotide messenger RNA. RefSeq lists its product as uncharacterized. The transcript has 2 exons. Bases 171 to 545 code for a protein of 124 amino acids. NCBI's taxonomy places the organism in Eukaryota, Metazoa, Arthropoda, Insecta, Hymenoptera, Braconidae. The record is from RefSeq and is a predicted model, not a curated record.